AUGGUGCAGGGCGAAAAUGGCGAAACCUCCUCUAAGAAGCUUCAUCCAUUCUUCACCAAGGCCGACAUCGACCAGCCUGCUGCUCCGCCGCCGUUGCCUAUAGAUGCUGCCCCGGCAAUAUCCGACGCAGCUCCUGCAGUUACCGCCGAAGGUCCCAAAAGAAAGCGGCGAAAGACAGAUACACCUCUCGUGCUCAAGUUCAACCCGAAAACGGGAACAUUGGGCUCUCCUCCGAAGCCAAAAGUCAUUAGCAAGCCAAGUCGCAUGGUUACCAUCAAGUAUGGACGGGAUGAUGAGCAUCGAAAAAAUAUGGGCAAGAAGAUUGAGGGAAUACUCGAGGGAAAGCUACAGCUGUCGCCGGUGCCUAGCAAACGCAAAGUGACCGAGCCCAAGCAGGCCCAAGCGGAAGUGGCACCUGAAAAGGCGAAAAGCACACACCCAUUCUUCACGGGCAAAGCGAAACCGCAGUCUGAAGCCUGUGCGCAAGCGGAUCCAUUAAAGAAGUCCUCAAGCCACAAAACCAGGGUUUUCAUGUCCACGCCUGUGUCGCCAAAGAACCCCAGGAAUCCAUUCGCCCCGGUUGGAAAGGGCAUCCAGUUUGGUAUCAAAUCAGGCGGCACAAAGGUUCCGGGUGCCACAUACCCACUAUGGCCAGCUCACGGUAUGGCUCAUGUACGGGGUGAUGACUUGUCAAGUACGAGAGCAGUCGUUCAAUGGUCUGGAAUGCGGCAGAGGAGGUCAAAGAGGGCCGCUGUUGCUAUUGCCCCACAAGAGUCCGUGUUGCGGCAUCUCGAACAUGAUCUAGAUGUCCCGGGAAUCCGGCAGAGUCUUCCUAGAGACAACAACAGCUUCUUACCAGCUCCUUCUGAAUUACGCGUACCUCAGAGACACUUCGAAAGCGGACGAAAGCUCCAACGCCGGAUUCGCCCACAGCUACAGAGUCGCCUUGCCGAUGACUCCUCUUAUUACGAUGUGGAUGUUGACGAGCUCGUGAAUCAGCAGACUCCCAAAAUUCAUCCUGCCAUCAGCCGUCUGUACAGAGCCCUCGAAGUCCAGCUGUCAGCCUUUGACAGAUCACAGUGCGAAGGCACCUCUUGGGUUCAGAAGUACGCUCCGGUCACGGCUGCCCAAGUCUUGCAGCCGGGAAAGGAGGCACUGCUGCUGAGCGACUGGUUACAGGCCCUUAGGGUGCAAUCUGUAGAAUCAGGAAGCUCAGAGGGCGACAAGGAGAAAGGCCAGCCCAAGAAGAAGAGGAAGAAGAACAAAUUGGACGGGUUCGUCAUCGAUAGCGAAGAGGAGGACGCCGAAAUGGACGAGAUUUCCGACAGCGACGGGGACUGGACCUCUCUGCCCGGCUCGAAGCUGAUCAAAAAGUCCGUGAUGCGCAGUCUCAAUACGAGUAAAGGCAGCCGUCUCACGAAUGCCAUCAUUUUGAGCGGACCCCACGGCAGCGGCAAGACAGCAGCGGUUUACGCGGUAGCAAAGGAGCUGGACUUUGAGAUUUUCGAGAUCAAUGCCGGUAGUCGAAGGAGCGGGAAAGACAUUCUGGAGAAAGUUGGCGAUAUGACGCGUAACCACCUGGUGCAGCAUAACCGAGGCGCCGACUUCACUGCCAUCGAUCCGGAAGAGGUAGCCAACGAGAUCAACUCCGGCAAGCAGGGCAUGAUGACCUCUUUUUUCCAACCAAAGCCCAAGUCGCAGCCAUCGAAACCCCAACGAGCGAAGCAGUCCAAGGAGAAGGAGAACGUGGAGAAAGAGGCAAAGGCGCCACCUAAGAGUCAAAAGCAGUCUCUGAUUCUCCUUGAAGAAGUCGAUGUCCUUUUCGAAGAAGACAAGCAAUUUUGGGCAACCCUGACGAGCCUCAUUGCACAGUCCAAACGACCGUUCAUCAUGACUUGCAAUGACGAGAGCUUGUUGCCCAUCCAGAGCUUGAACCUGCAUGGCAUCUUUCGGUUUUCCCCCGCCCCUUUGAGCACUGCCGUGGAUCUCUGUCUGCUGAUUGCUGCCAACGAAGGCCAUGCCCUUCAGCGAUCAGCCGUCGAAGCCCUGUACAAGUCUCGUAAUUACGAUUUGAGAGCAACGAUAACCGAGCUCAGCUACUGGUGUCAGAUUGGCGUUGGCGAUCGCAAAGGUGGAUUUGACUGGUUCUACCUCCGCUGGCCCAAGGGCUCCGACUUGGAUGAGAACGGCGACGUGGUACGAGUUAUCAGUCAGGAUACCUAUCAGCAGGGCAUGGGAUGGUUCAAUCGAGACCCUAUCGUCGCCACGAGCGGACUGGAAGCCGAACAAGAGGCCAUCAACCAAGUAUGGGACUUUUGGAGUCUCGACAUGGGAGACUGGUGCACCGGCACCUGUAUGAGCUCAUGGGCCACGAAUACCGCGGCAAGUCUUGGCACAUUGGAGGCGUAUGACGACUUUUGCAGUGCCAUGAGCUCUGCGGAUCUCUGCUCAGGGGGCGCCUACGGGGUCAAGCUGCAGGAGGUUAUGGACCCAACAAUACCCGAGCUCGCGACCCACGUCAGAGAAGACUUUAUCCUGGGGCAGGCUCUUCUAGAUGCCGAUGCCAUGGUGCAUCACGCCGCGCCGAGCAAGGCCAUUUCGACGUGCGUCAAGUCUCUCGCCCGGGCGACACUGCUGAACUCGACGACAAAGACAUCCGACGCAGCGGGAGACUCGGCACAGGCCUCUGCUCUACGGCCAAUAGACGAAGGGCAGGCUGUCUCAGUUCUUGACUCGUUCUUUCAGUCGUGUCCUCACCAAAUGACCAGGAUGGACAUUGCUAUCGCCUUCGACCCCAUUGCCGUUCCUCCCAAGGUCGCUCCAACAGCAUACCUCGACCCCUCCGUCUUUGACCGCACCCUGAAGCUCAUUGUCCUCGACGUCGCGCCCUGGGUCCGCGGCAUCGUAGCAUACGAGUACCAGCUCAUGCAGCGCCGCCUGAAACUGAGCAACCUCAUGAGCGAAGGCGGCAAGCGGAAGCGAAUGCGCACCACACGGAGCGCAUACUCGGCGCUCGAAGGCGGAGAGCGGAGAACGACGAGGCGAGAGAGGCACUUUGGGGAUUGUCUUUCUACGCAAAACGUCUUGCGCACGGGAGGCGACAGAUGGACGGAUUUGGUGACGGACGAGAUGGCAAAGUCGGAGCUGGGGGAUGAGAGCACUGCGGCGAGCAGUCCUGGGUCUGACGACAUCGCGUUGCCGUGACUUGCGGAGAAGUUGGAUUUGACUGACCGGUUAUGAGCACAUGCGCAGAGAUUGACGGGGCCUUUGAACCAGGCGUCUUGGGACGAAAAGAUGUUGACCAUUUAUAAUUCGGGGGAUAUGGAGCAUGGAGCAGAUACCGUGGGUUCUCAGGGCGCGUUGUUGAACAGAACGGCUCUCUUU
Molecule: messenger RNA, 3384 nt
Organism: Trichoderma reesei QM6a
Lineage: Eukaryota; Fungi; Ascomycota; Sordariomycetes; Hypocreales; Hypocreaceae
Exons: 2
Coding region: 1-3204 (1067 amino acids)
Cellular component (GO): nucleus
Molecular function (GO): DNA binding; ATP hydrolysis activity; ATP binding
Source: RefSeq, a predicted model, not a curated record